UUUUUUGUUUUGUAACGAGUAUGGAGCGUCGCUGGGCAAGUGAAAAUAAACUGAUUUUAGUGAAAAGCGCUUUGAAUUCCAGCGAUGGCGAUGAGACGGAAACUAUUAUUUUAAGCAACUGUGAUCUAGAACAAAGUGAUAUUGAUGUGAUAACGACACAUUUUGCUUAUGCAACAUAUUUGGAUGUAUCGUAUAAUGAGAAAAUUGCAUCCAUUAACUUCAAACUUACUCCUACAACGCUCUACUUGAAGAACUGCACAAGCUUGCAUGAAAUAAAGUACAGCUUCAGCUCAUGCAUCCUGAAAAUCCUAGAUAUAUCAGGCUGUCCAAUCGACUAUGAAGAACACUUCAUAAACUAUGACUUUCCGAUGCUGGAAACCCUCACACUCAGCUGGCAACCGAAAGCAGAUUGGCGAAAAUUGCUAGGCAAACUGAAGGCGUUGAAAAGUCUAACGGUUGAAAACAUUGACAGUCGAAACACACAAGUAACCAGCGCAAAGGGAACCCCACAAAGCUAUGAAACGCUGUUAUUGGCGCUGUCCGAUUGUAAAAAUAUUAAAGCUGUCACUUUAGGUGGCAUGCUUAGCGUGUUUGAUAUCAGCCAUUUAAGGAAGUUAGCUGACAGAAAACUGUCAUUUCAUAUUAGGCAUGAAAGCGGUCCACACUUAAGCAGGUUUCAUAACCUACGGAACUUAGACACGGUCUAUCUGGAGCACGUCAACGAUGCUACAGACGCUGAUUUGCUAGACUUGAUAAAAAGUUGCGCAAACUUGUCAAAAAUAACGUUGGAUUAUUGUGCAGGUGUGACGAAGAGUUUCAUAUUCAGCGCUGCCGAGUUCUUGCGUGAGCGCGAUAAAGACGAACCUCUAAAAGCGCGUCUCAAUCUGGAGAUGUGCGGCUGUGUUGGCAUUACAGAAAGUAUACAGGAGGAUCCGCAAUAUGCAAAAGCUGAAUCCGCAUUGAGUUUAAUUCUAUUCUUCGAGUGCAAACAUCCGAUGACCAGCUACAGAAACGACCUCAUCAUACCCUAUCCACCACCAAAUGUACAACUGAGCAUUUACGUACUUUUCGAGAUCUAUAAAAGGCUUAUAAACCAACCAGUUUCACAGCGAUUCGCUACCGUUUGUGAAGAUUUUGAGAACGCUGCCAUCGAAGAAGAGCGACAUCUAAAGAUAAUCGCUUGCCGCAGAGCGAAAAUUGUACACAAUGACAUCUACGAUGCUUACUUGGAGAUCACGUCGGAAAGAAAAGACUUUUUUAAAGAGCUGCGCUGCGCAAACGCUACAAAAAUGGUGCUCAAUAAUCGUGCGCUCAGCUUUGAUACGAUACUUGAAGAUUUUCCAAAGCUGAAACGUUUAAGAUUGCUAAAUUGCAUUAUUGCCGAAGAAGAAUUUCCCAGAAAUAAACAAUAUAAUAAUAUAAGUGAUUUGGACAUAUCGGGAGCGAAUGCAUUUCGUCUAUGGCAAAGUAUAGCGGUACUUUUUCCGCAUGUCAAAACGGUAAACUUAACAGAUGCUUCACUUGAGAACCCUUUAGGCAUGGAGAUGCUUAGAAUAUUGCGUUUUGAAGAAAGCAACGUUUUCCGAAAUAUCACGGAAUUCUCUGUGGAUGGCACCAUUUUGUGCGAUGAAGACGUGGAGUUCCUAACUAAUCUAGCACAUUUGGAAAAUCUCUCUAUUAUAAGGAACUCAAAAGUUACAGGCAAACAUAUCGCCGAGCUCAGCAACGUUAAGGAACUUCAACUGAGUGGCUGCGAAAAUUUAAGGCACUAUUUUUUAGUGGACAUACUGAACUCGUUAUCACUAGUCUCGCUUGACAUACGACACAGCACUUUCACCGAUGUCGCUAUGCACCUUACGAACCUCAUGUGGUUGCGCUGUGAAACCCUCGUUACACUUAAAAUCGACUGGCAGCUGGAGCAUACAAUUAUGACAUUACAAACUCUUCAAUCAUUAAAGAAUAUAGAAGUGCGAAAUUUCAACACGAAUCCCUGUGCUGCUUGUAUACAAAUCGAACUGCUACCGGUUCAAGAUCAGAACUUUCAAAUUCCAUCUCCGCGCUGCACAUGUGCUGACGAACCCGAGACACGUUUGACACAACGUUUCUUUCGCACACUCGCCGCGCGUACCAGCAUCACGAAGCUCACACUCGAAGCUGAAGUUUUGUGCCGAAAUCUUAAUUACUUGCCGCAUCUGCAACAGCUAACGCACCUCAGUAUCAUUGCAAAGAAAAUCGGACGAGAUGGUCUCUGCGUACCCCUGAAUUUCCCUAUAAUUAUUGGACAGCUUGCGAACUUGGAAUAUUUGUAUUUAUCACGGUUUUUCUACUGCUUCGACUAUCUAAUAUACAUCGUGAGCAGAUGCAGCAGACUAAAUGAGAUUAGGUUGAAGCAAUGUGUGGGUUUCUCGGAUGUGGUGGCUUAUGAUCUAGUUGAAGUUUUGAAGCGGAAACGAACUAAAGAUCAGCUGCCGUUCCGAUUUUAUAUGCUUAACUUGAAGGACGACUCAAGUGAAACGUGCAGUGAAAACUCGAGCGAUAGCCCACAGGAAGUUAACCGCUUUGAGGAUAUUGCAGAUUAUAUCAAAGUGAUCUUUCUUUAAAACCGAAUCAUUAGGAAUAAAUUGAAAACCGUCGAGCAAGAAAAUAGCUGCAUAAUAAAUGUAAUUUUUGAC
Bactrocera latifrons is the source of this 2672-nucleotide messenger RNA. RefSeq lists its product as uncharacterized. The coding region runs from base 21 to 2600 and encodes 859 amino acids. The transcript is spliced from 7 exons. Gene Ontology annotation, cellular component: SCF ubiquitin ligase complex. Gene Ontology annotation, biological process: SCF-dependent proteasomal ubiquitin-dependent protein catabolic process. The record is from RefSeq and is a predicted model, not a curated record. Lineage: Eukaryota; Metazoa; Arthropoda; Insecta; Diptera; Tephritidae.